Molecule: messenger RNA, 1222 nt
Organism: Diospyros lotus (date-plum)
Lineage: Eukaryota; Viridiplantae; Streptophyta; Magnoliopsida; Ericales; Ebenaceae
Product: meiotic recombination protein DMC1 homolog
Exons: 14
Coding region: 59-1078 (339 amino acids)
Biological process (GO): mitotic recombination; DNA repair; reciprocal meiotic recombination
Cellular component (GO): nucleus; condensed nuclear chromosome
Molecular function (GO): ATP-dependent DNA damage sensor activity; ATP binding; DNA strand exchange activity
Source: RefSeq, a predicted model, not a curated record
CAGAACUCGCCAAACCGAAUUCCCCUUCUCUCUCUAUCUGCACCGUGAAGUACUGAAAAUGCUUGCGCUCAAGUCGGAAGAGCAUAGCCAGUUACAGCUCGUCGAGCGGGAGGAGAUAGACGAUGAAGAGGACUUGUUCGAAGCGAUAGACAAGCUGAUUUCUCAUGGAAUCAAUGCUGGGGAUGUCAAGAAGCUUCAAGAUGCCGGUAUCUACACCUGCAAUGGAUUGAUGAUGCAUACUAAGAAGAAUUUGACCGGGAUUAGAGGGUUAUCUGAGGCCAAAGUUGAUAAAAUAUGCGAAGCUGCUGAGAAAAUAGUGAAUUUUGGCUAUAUUACAGGAAGCGAUGCUCUACUUAGAAGAAAGUCAGUGGUCCGCAUCACCACUGGAAGCCAGGCUCUGGAUGAACUCCUGGGUGGCGGUAUAGAAACUUCGGCAAUUACAGAAGCUUUUGGGGAAUUCAGAUCUGGGAAGACACAACUAGCGCACACACUCUGCGUUUCUACACAGCUUCCAACUAGCAUGCGAGGAGGAAAUGGAAAAGUUGCAUACAUUGACACUGAAGGAACUUUCCGGCCUGACCGAAUAGUUCCAAUAGCUGCAAGGUUUGGCAUGGAUGCUGGAGCUGUCCUUGAUAAUAUCAUUUAUGCCCGUGCAUACACGUAUGAACAUCAGUACAACCUACUUGUUGGUCUGGCUGCCAAAAUGUCCGAGGAACCUUUCAGACUACUGGUUGUGGAUUCAGUAAUUGCUCUGUUUCGAGUGGAUUUCACUGGAAGAGGAGAGCUUGCAGAGCGCCAGCAAAAGCUGGCUCAAAUGCUUUCCCGAUUAACAAAGAUUGCUGAAGAGUUCAAUGUUGCAGUCUACAUGACCAACCAAGUUAUUGCUGAUCCAGGAGGCGGGGUCUUCAUAUCAGAUCCAAAGAAGCCAGCAGGAGGUCAUGUGCUUGCUCAUGCUGCCACAAUCAGGUUGAUGUUCAGAAAGGGCAAAGGUGAACAGCGUGUCUGCAAGGUAUUCGAUGCCCCUAAUCUGCCGGAAGCUGAAGCAAUAUCCUUCGCCUGUUUCUCCAUUCUUGCUUAAUUUUAUCUUUCAUCAUAUAAAGAUCUUUUUAAUCAUUUGCAUCUGUCCUUCAGCAGUGACCAUUCUGUUUUAUGAGCAAACAGGCAACCUAGAAUCAUGCACUGCCUAGUGCCAUUUUAGGUAUUGGUCAUAAGCAAAACAAUC